This is a messenger RNA of Diospyros lotus (date-plum), 833 nucleotides long. RefSeq names its product mediator of RNA polymerase II transcription subunit 11. Gene Ontology annotation, biological process: regulation of transcription by RNA polymerase II. Gene Ontology annotation, molecular function: transcription coregulator activity. The transcript is spliced from 5 exons. Gene Ontology annotation, cellular component: mediator complex. The coding region runs from base 204 to 596 and encodes 130 amino acids. The record is from RefSeq and is a predicted model, not a curated record. Lineage: Eukaryota; Viridiplantae; Streptophyta; Magnoliopsida; Ericales; Ebenaceae.
GUCGCCUGGUGGGUCUCCUCCUCGGUCGCGCCAUCGCCGCCUCUGCUUCCAGCUGGGCCGCCGCAAGCCGCCCGUCGCCGUUAUCAUCGUCUCCUGCCACCUCCUUCCAGAUCACCCGUCACUGUUGUCGUCUCCUUCAUUGCUGAUCGGGGGUCUGUGAAAUUCUGUGUUGCUAUUGGCUUUGUCAUUGCUUUGACACAUGAAUGAACUCAAGUAUAUUGUGGCCCUCCUUUAACUUGCAGAACCAUAUGGAUUCUCAGAGCCAAAACACUUCAUUGCAGAGGCUUCAAAAUGUGGAAAAGCGAAUAGUCAGGGUUUUGGAGCUGGCUGGAGGAGUUAUGGAUGAGCUCUCAACCCCUAGUGGUUCCAGGAAGGAUUUGGUUAACAAGCAAUGUGGCGAGUUCAUGCAGUUAAUCAAGGACAUUCAAGUGACGUUACGGGAGGAAAUUAAAAGUGCUUGUGAAUACCGGCCAUUCGAGAAGUGUGAUUACAGUUCAAGAAUAUCUAAUGAGAUCUGUUGCAAAAAGCUGGAAUACGUCAUCUCACAGUUAGAUCAGAUGAAACAAACCGCUGAUGAUUAUCAAGGUGCCGCUUGAAGACACUGUUGUAGUUGAAACAAGGAAGACCCUGAAGUCAGAAUGGGCACAAGAAAGCCUUUCCUUUUUCCAUUCUGGGUUGUGGUGUGAGAAGAAAAUGAUGAGAAAAUUGCGGUAAAGAUUUCCCAGAAAAUGAAAAAUAUAUGAGGCAAUUGAGGCCACUUUGAAACAUUUUAUUCAUUAAUGGAUCAUUUGUAAAAUAGCCUGGUUUAUGUUGUAAUUAGUUUUCCUUAAUUA